AUGGAGAAGCAGCACCAACUUUUGUCUAAGAUUGCAACCAAUGAGAGACAUGGAGAGAACUCCCCAUAUUUCGAUGGUUGGAAAGCUUACGAUAGUAACCCUUUUCACCCCACUGACAACCCUGAUGGAGUAAUCCAAAUGGGUCUCGCAGAAAAUCCGCUAUCCUUUGAUUUGAUUAUAGACUGGAUCAAGAAACAUCCCACAGCCUCCAUUUGCACUCCUGAAGGAGCUAAUAUGUUCAAGGAUAUUGCUAACUUUCAGGAUUAUCAUGGCCUGCGGGAGUUUCGACGGGCUAUUGCCAAGUUUAUGGAAAGAGUUGGAGGUGGAAGGGUGACAUUUGAUCCAGACCGCAUAGUCAUGAGUGGUGGAGCUACUGGAGCAAACGAAACGAUCACGUUUUGUUUGGCCGAUCCUGGGGAUGCUUUCCUUGUUCCCUCUCCUUAUUAUCCUGCAUUCGAUCGAGACUUGGGAUGGCGCACAGGGGUCCGGAUUAUUCCAGUUGACUGCCAUAGCUCAAACAAUUUCCAGAUAACAAAAGCAGCAUUGGAAGCAGCAUAUGAUAAGGCACAACAGGAUGGCAUCAACGUCAAAGGCUUGAUCAUUGCAAACCCAUCAAAUCCACUUGGCACUACCUUAGACAGAGAGACAGUAAAAAUCAUACUGAGCUUCAUCAAUGAGAAAAACAUCCACAUAGUCUGCGAUGAAAUUUACGCAGCAACUAUCUUCAGUGCCCCGAAUUUCGUAAGCAUUGCUGAGGUUAUCGAAGAGAUGGAUUGCAACCGUGAUCUCAUUCACAUUGUUUACAGUUUGUCCAAGGACAUGGGACUCCCUGGCUUCAGAGUAGGCAUUGUUUACUCAUACAACGAUGCAGUUGUGCACUGCGCCCGCAAGAUGUCAAGUUUUGGGUUAGUCUCCUCACAAACUCAAUAUUUACUCGCUACAAUUCUUUCCGAUGAGGAGUUUGUUGGGAAUUUCCUGGCCGAGAGCUCGAAAAGGCUAAAGAAAAGGCACAGUAUUUUCACCAAGGGAUUGGAACAAGUUGGUAUCAGUUGCUUAAAAAGCAAUGCUGGUCUUUUUGUUUGGAUGAAUUUGCGCCAUCUCCUUAAGGAACAAACAAAUGAUGGUGAAAUGGCUUUGUGGCGUGUGAUUAUUAAUGACGUGAAGCUCAAUGUUUCGCCAGGCUCUUCUUUCCAUUGCAUUGAGCCUGGUUGGUUUAGGGUCUGCUUCGCCAAUAUGGAUGAUGAAACUGUGGAUGUUGCACUGAAAAGAAUACAUGCAUUUGUUGGUGAACAAAAGGAAAGGGAAAUGCCAAAAAAGACCAAUUGUUGGAAAAAAAUCUUCGGCUCAGCUUCUCAUCUCGUAUAUUUGAAGAGAGUAUUGGAUCUCCACAUGUGA
Dovyalis caffra is the source of this 1395-nucleotide messenger RNA. The record is from the annotation of a GenBank genome assembly. NCBI's taxonomy places the organism in Eukaryota, Viridiplantae, Streptophyta, Magnoliopsida, Malpighiales, Salicaceae.